Molecule: messenger RNA, 17040 nt
Organism: Porites evermanni
Lineage: Eukaryota; Metazoa; Cnidaria; Anthozoa; Scleractinia; Poritidae
Source: the annotation of a GenBank genome assembly
AUGCUUUCGUCAAGGGCUAACAGGCAAGUUUUAAGAGCUUGUAGACUCGCGAUUUCACCAUUUCUGCGUCGCAAUAUUCAAACUUCGAAGCCGAGAUCGACUUUUGCGAAAGACCUUUUCCUUGGCCGUUUCAACAAGGUAAGGGAAAUGAAAAUGUAAUCGUCUGUUUUCUUUUAAAGUUUAUCUUUGAAGCCAUAUGAGCUAUUUAACUUUUAAAUGGAUAAAAUCGUAUGGAAUAAUAAUGAAUGGCAAUCGGAACAAAGUAGGAAAGGCACGUCGCUAAUCCGAAGCGCGAAAGCGAUGGGCCAUGUGGCGCCAAACGAUGAUUUCCAAAAGUUUAUGACUUGGUCAGUUAAAUGCGAAACUUUUAUAACUGUUUGCAUUGUGAAAUCUUUAUAACUUAUAGAGAGGUAGACAUAUAUCAGUUUUAACUUCUCGUUUUUGAAUCUUAACAAUGCAAGAAUGAUCAUGACUUGUCAGCUGGUAAGAUAAAAAAACUCUUGCUUUCUUGUUAUUAUGUCAACUUCAGUAUUUUGAAUGACAAGUCACGAGAGAGGGAUGAUGUCAAUCAAAGUCAUUCUCAAAAAACUUGAUUACACGUAAAAUUUUAAUACCAACUCUAAGGAAACGAGCAUUCUUCAUUAAGUGUUUUUUUUAGUAAAAUAAGUAAGUGAUUGAAAACCUCCUCAGCUCUCGACUUUUUCUGCUUGAUUUUCCAGGAAGUUGGAGUGUUUUUGAGGUGACUUCUGUUAGUAAGGGUUUCCUCCUACUGAAAAUAGGUCUAUAAAAAACAUUUUUAUAUUUAAAAUUAAAAGCUGGUAUAGGUUCUUGCAUGUUCAGAUUUUCAUUGGUAUAUUGACAAACUUGUUAUUUUCAGACAUUUGAUGAUGUCAUAACAUGUUACCAUGGUAACAGUAAAGCCUUGAAAAUGAGUUUCCAAAUAUAAUUUGGUCACCUAUUUGUUCUCCCAUUUAAGAAUUUUUUUUUCAUUUGCACAGGAAAAAGUUUUCCCGUUUCCUGAGCCACUUAAUGAAGAGCAGAUGGCAACUCUGAACAUGCUUGUUGAGCCCGUAGAGAAAUUCUUUGAGGACAAAGGUAAUGGCACAAUAGCUGAAAACAGCUGAUAUACUGUAUAUUUGGUUUCAUCUUUCUCCAUUUCUUUUAUUUACAGUUGUGUAAUGUUAACCAAAAAAUUAUUACAAAUAAUAUAUAGAGAAAAAAUGACCAAAAAACUUGAAUAAUGUUUUGAAACAAAAUGUUAAUUUGACAAACCUUACAAAUUCGAAGAUAAGUCUUGCUUACUGUAGCAGUAUAAAUGGAACACAAUCAAAAUACACGAUUGCUGCAAUAAAUAUUAAUCAUCGUGCCUUACAGAUCAAAUUUCAUGGUCAUUCUUGGCUUUUUCAAAAGUGGCUCAAAAAACUGGCCAUUUUUGAGAGGUUAUUUUGGUAGUUGGAGACAUGCUUUUGGCUGUUGUGCCAUUGUAGAGAGAUUGAGCGAUUGUAAAGAGGUUUAAAUAAAAGUCAAUAAAACGCAUGGACUGUCCGCUGGGAUAAAAAAAGUGGCCAUUGAAGAAGAAGGUGGCCGUUAGUGGAGGUUCUACUGUAAACUGUUGAACAAUUAUUCUUCAAGCCUGAAUGAGCUCUGAGUCAAUAGCCCAUGAGGCCGAAGGCCGAACAGGCUAUUGACUCAGAGGCCAUGAGGGCGAGAGGAAUAAUAAUCAUUGUUGUAGUAAAAUCCAACUAGUUGGUCAAAAAUAUCGAGAAUAAAAAAAUUUUAGUUGCUUAAAGCUAGACUUUAAUCCUUUUUGCCGCCAAAAAGCCAGUGCUUUUCGCUACCACUGGGCUAUGACAUAUAGCCUAGUAGUAGCUCAACCAAUCAGAAUCCUGCAUUGAUAAUAGACCACUAGUUGGAUUUUACUAAUACCUUAUACUGUAAUUUGCUGCUUAUUAUAAGCUCCCCCAGUUAUGGGCUCAUUUAUAUCUUUUGACAGAAAAUAUAUCCAAACAUAAGCCUCCCCCCCCCCCCCCCGUCAGAUAAGCCCCCCUCCAAAUGGAUUCAAAUGAAUUUAAUUUAUGAUGUUUUGAAGCUUAAUUAAAAACCAGUAAAUGCAAAACGUAUUUUGAUCAGCCCUACCGUAGCUUGUUUCGAAGCUCUUUUUCUGUUGUAGUUGUAUGCUUCCUUGGAUGCAAGCUCCUCAGUCUAUAAGCCCUUCUACAACCCCAAAUGAAGAUGUAUAACCCCAUGGCCAAGGCCUCUAUGGCAGUUUACAGCAUACUGAAGGUUUACGUCACAUGUUACCAUAUUAUUCCUGGGGUUGACUUUAAUGUCAUUCGCAACAAACCUUCACUCACUGACAUUGAAUGCUUGAAGAUAACUUGUGAUUGUUACCUUACAGUGGAUUCUGGCCAGAUAGACAAGGAUGCAAAAAUUACUAAUGAUGUUAUGGAAGGACUAAAGGAGCUGGGUCUUUUCGGUCUGCAGAUCCCAGAAGAAUAUGGUGAGAUCCGUUAUUCUUAUUCACUUACUUUUAGUAGUGGUUUAUUUUGUCUACAAAGACAUAUGUUUAUCCAGGUGAGAGUGGAGUGGGAUAGAAAAUAUUGGUGUUGACUAUAUUGAUGUCUUUAGACCGUUUAAGGUUCAAAUAUUCUGAAAGAAAGUUAAAGGAAAUUCAUCUGUCUCUAUAUGGACACCUCUGGACUUUUAAAGUAAUGUGUAGAUUUGGUUCUGGCUGAUCGUCACAUUUUUCUGACCAAGUGUCAAUUUUCCAUAAGACAGGCAUGACACUGACUCAAAUAAGUUUAAAACUAACUUGCUCUGCAAUCCAGUGUGUAUGCAUGCAUUAAAUGACUUUCUGUUGGCUGAAAUUUUAGGAGGUCUUGGUCUUCUGAACACCAAUUAUGCAAGAGUUGCUGAAGCCUUCUCAUUAGAUGCCAGUAUUGCCGUCACUCUUAUGGCCCAUCAGUCAAUUGGUUUGAAGGUCUGAUCCUGUUUUUUAUUAUUAUAUUUAAUAGUAAUAAUCAUCACCAUCAUCAUCAUCAUCAUCAUCAUCAUCAUCAUCAUCAUCAUCAUCAUCAUCAUCAUCAUCAUUAUCAUCAUCAUCAUCAUGAUCAACUUGAUCUGGUACUUGAGAGUUGUAGAACUAGAAGACAAAGUUGUUGCCAUUGUUAUCAGUGCACUGGGUACUAUUCUGAGGAGACUGGAGACCUAGCUACCUGUCUGGAGAAAAAAAUGCUGGGAUAGAGUUGGCAGCACUUCAAUCAAAGACCAAUCUUGCACUGGUAUCAGCAAUGUUUCUGCAUUAUCAUGUACAUACAUGUACGCUGUAAAGCAUGCACAAUAACAACAACAACAACAAUAAUAAUAAUAAUAAUAAUGAUAAUAAUAAUAAUAAUAAUAAUAAUAGGCAGUCAGCGUGUCAACAAAGUUAUUAUAUUCAUAGAUCAUUGCUUUCUUUUACAGUCCCUAGUUAUGCUGUUAUGUUUAAUUUUUUUGAGAACUAAAAAUUAACAAUUGAGUAUUUUCCAUAAUUAUUUAUUGGUUUUGUUUUUACCAGGGUAUUCUUAUUUGCGGAAAUGAACAACAGAAAAGGAAGUACUUACCAAGGCUGGCUUCUGGUGAACACAUCGCAGCAUUCUGUCUCACAGAGCCAUCAAGGUACAGAUUAUAUUUCAUCCAGUUGUUAAAUAACUGGAAAUGAAAACUAAAAACACAGUGCCAGGCGGGUGGGUCCUGGAUUGAAACUCUGCUCACCAUGCCUUGUGAUGAGUGGAUGAAGGUGGACACAAGCCAUGGUUUCCCAUGGGGACUCCCCAUGCGCCGGGAUGCUUGUCAUCUCACUUACACUCUAGAGGUGGAAAUUGCAAAAUUAUUUUUAAAUCACUUAUAUUGUUCAAGACAAAAUGCAAAUACUUUUUGCCAUUAAAGUAGAUGUUGUAGUUAUUUUUUUAUCUCAGGUAAUUUUUGUUUUUCUUUUGUUUUUGGGUAUGAUAAUGUAUGCUAACGAAGUUGAAACAAAGGAAAAAUAAAAAUUACCUGAGAUAAAAAAUUAACUACAACAUAGACACCACUGUACUAUUAAGGGUUGUGUGUAAGAGAAAUAUCUGCACAAAAAAGGUAAAAAGUGCCAUCAUGCUGUACUUUGUUGGAGUAUCAGGUCUGAUCCUUUCGGAGUCAAAUGAAACCUGUGUCAUGUCCAAAUUGUUCUCCUUUUAGAGGUGCAACAUUCUGAUUUUCUGACAAGCAUCUCUGUACUAUUAAAGUAACUUUUUUAUGGGAAACAUUUCAUGGGGCUUACAAUGUCCGAAGCUUACCCCCAUCCUGGGUGGGAUGUUAGUCCAUGGCACUUUUUUGCAGUUAAUAUAUGUUAAUUACCCCAACAUUUAUGUGUGUGUCACUUGUACACAUUUAAAUUAGAGAAAAUUUGGGUAAGGUUUCUUGGCUAUGGAAUUAAACAAGGCAACAGCAAAGCUUGGCCAUAUUACCUCCACAACAUUAUUUAUUUUAUGGUUACUUCCUUAUUUUAAUAUUAAUUUUUACUUACAAGAGGGGAAAUCUUUUUGCUUCAAGCCCCCAGGCAAUAAACCACACACUAGUUUGUGGGGAAUCCUGUUCCUAUUUAAAUGUAUCAGGCAUUAAAAAAAAGUUGUCUAGAUUUACGUUUGUCAGGAUGACAUCAUCAUCAUUUCAAAGGUGACACUCUAAUGGCAUCAUUGUAAUAUAUAAUGCGCUAACUUUUUUCACAUUAAGACUCAUCCUUUUCAAAUUCUAUUUUGUAAAUUGUAGUGGUAGUGAUGCUGCGUCUAUUCAGUCUAGAGCCAGUCUAAGUACUGAUGGCAAACACUUUCUUCUUAAUGGAUCGAAGGUUGGUGUUGUACCAGCGAUGUCACUAAGAUUUCAAGUUUUCUGGUAAAUACAACAAGUAGGUAGGAAAUGGAACAGCUAGGGAUUUCUUUUGGUUCCAUUUACCUCCUACAUGUAUUUUCAAGUGAUAGUAGGGGCUAGGUUCAUGGUAGCUGGAGAAAAAUCCCAGCCCCUGCGUCUUAAUGACAGCCUUGUGUUGUACCUUAAAAAUAUCAAUAUUGACAUUUUUACUCUCAUUUUAUAUUUUUUUAAAUUCAAACUGAUUAAUGUUGUUUUUGUUAUUUCUGAACAAUAGAUUUGGAUUUCUAAUGGAGGUUUAGCUGAUGUGUUGACUGUUUUUGCAAGGACUGACUACACAGAUGACAAGGUAAUAUACAGUAUAUAUAACAAUUAUUCACCAAACUGGAGGUGGCUAGUAUUGGAUAUUUACCGAAGCCGUGAAGCGGCGAGGUAAAUAUCCAAUACUAGCCACCGACACUAAGGUGAAUAAUUGUUUUAGUAUAUACUAAAACAGUGAGAUAAUUGAGCACAAAAUGAUGAUUUUUAACUCAUUUACUGUUGCCAACGAUUACAAUUUUGGUGCGUGAUGACCGAACGGCCGCGGUCGUCGCUUUUUCUUAGCGACAAAUAAAACUUUUGAAGGCGUUUGUUUAGCUCUUGCGGGGAAGUCUCUUCAAAGGGAGUUGUGAAUUCUGUUUGUAUUUAAAACAAUUCUGUAAAAAAUAUUAUUAAAUUUAGUUUUAAGCUUAUAGAGCAGUUUUCAUUUGAGUGUCGAAAAGUAAUUGGUUUUGCACUUUCUACACGAUGCGAUUGGCUUAAAAGAUUCGCGCCACCUUUUCAUCCAAUCAGAAGUAAAACCAAAGCCAAUUGUGACGCGCUCGCAUGCAUUUUCCUGCGCUUUGCGUCAGCCACAUGUAAUUACUUCGAGUUUUGAUUGGUUCAAUGUAUUGUCUGUGUCCUAUGUGAUUGGCCAGAGUAAUUACUUUGGUUUUGGUUUUACGACACUCAAACGAAAACCACUCUAUAUGAACAAGUCAACUAAAUAAAGUAACGCAAGACUUAAGCUUAAUUUGCAUUUGUAAACAAAAAGCUUUUUCACCAGUUUUAUUGAUAACUAUUCAAGUCAAAAAGACAAAGCUUUACCUGUUAAAACUUCCAAACCGAACUUCGUCACCUUCUUCAUGUAUUUCGGAAACAGCUUGCUUGAUUAGUUGUGAAAUUUCUUAGUUUGUUACGGCAGCAAACCGGGAAAGCAUUUUGCUCGCAACCUACGCGAGUUUGGUGUCGCUCGCUCGGAGGAACUGGAGGUGAAUCAGUGAAUAGUGCAGGAUAUUCACUGAUUGAGUAGCCAAUCAGAGCGCGCGAAAAACACUAUCCACUGUUUUAGUAUAUACUAAAUGUAAAUAAUCACUGCUUUCACCAAAAUAAUAAUAAUAUUAUAUCCAAGAAAAAGCCAAAUGCCUGAAAUAACCCCAUGAUACAGGAGGACAUGCAUGAUUCAUGCAAUUUAAUGGCACUUUUUCACCUGUCGUGAUAACUUAAUUACUGUCCUUUUCCUCUUGAUAAUCUGAUUGUUGGGUAGAAACACAUAAUUUAUGGUGAAAUACCCUUUCUUUAAUAGUAUCUUUGACAUCUCUUAAGUAAGUUUCUGACAAAGCUUGAUAUAAUUAUAGAAAUGUUUUCAUUUUAACAGGGUGAAAAACAGGACAAAAUUACUGCAUUUAUUGUUGAACGGGAGUUUGGAGGUGUUACCAGUGGCAAACCAGAAGACAAGCUAGGAAUUAGGGGAUCAAAUAGUAAGAGAAUUUAUAAUUUUGUUACAAAUGUAGUAAUGAUAAUCAUAAGGAAAUAAUAAUAAAAAAUUGUAAGUAAUAAUAAUAUAAUAGUAAUAAUGAUAAUAACUAUAAUGAGAAUAAAAUAACAAUUAAUAAUAAUAACAUUUAAAAACAAUAAAUUAUAUUACUUAAAAUUACCUUUACCUUUAACUUUAAUAUAUGAAUAAUAAUCAGUAACAAUAAAUAUUAAUACUUUUCAUGUGCGAUGCUGGUGGGUGAUUUAUGUAUACUUAAAGGUCCUGAAGACCAUCCAGAUUUGAGGGUCCCGAAUAUAUUCCAAGGAAAACAAACUUCUGAAUUGCUGAUGACAAUUAGUUUAGUAGCAAAAUGGUUCCUAUCUAAGGAAUGCAAAAGCUCUAGCUAGCAAUUUUAUUUUAAGAUUUUAGCAUACAGCUGUACGGAGUGUAUCAAACGCAGAAGUAUCAAGAAUCCACAUUAUCAUUUGAAACAAAUUUUUCUUUCUUUUCAUUGGCGGAGAGCCCACCACGUGACCUGCAAAUAACUGCCUACAAAUAAUGGUCUGCUCAUGUGCAAUGCCAUCCAACAGUGUUUUGCUGCAAAUAAUAUUCUGCACAUGCGUAAAGGAAACCGUGCUUUUCUCCUUCUUGUGAUCGCUCUUGCAUGAAAAUGGCAGAUCGCUUCACUUCCCAAGGAUAUUCAUUAAAAAAACAAACUCAGUGAUCGAAUGACAAAACAAUUAUUAUUGAACUUGGUUAUCGCAAAAUAUCAUGAUUUGUCAGUGUCUCGCAGAUCAAUUAUUUGGCUCAGCCUUUGGCUUCCGCAAAUAAUUGAUCUGCUCGCCACAGACAAAUCACGAUAUUUUGCUCAACCUCGUCCAAUAAUUGUUAAUUAUUUUCCCCCUAAAAGAUGUGAUAAGUACUUACCUCAUUUAUAAAGGAAAGUACUCCCUUUACUUCCAUCCCCAGAGUAGCUUCACCUGCUUCACCACCGGUCAACAUCAAGUUGUUUUUGACAGUUGCUGUUUCUCCACAUGGAGCUUUAUUUUUCAGUAGUAGUAAUGGAUCAUUAGUCUGUAAUUAAUCUGUAAUAUUUCCAAUGCCGUAUGUUGACGUUUUGUUUCUCCUCAAGCCUGUGAAAUUCAUUUUGACAACACUCCAAUUCCUGUUGAGAAUGUUCUUGGAAAAGUUGGCGGUGGCUUUAAGGUACUCUUUGCAAUUCCAUAUAUAUAUAUAUAUAUAUAUAUAUAUAUAUAUAUAUAUAUAUAUAUCUUUGCAAUUCCAUAUAUAUAUAUAUAUAUAUAUAUAUAUAUAUAUAUAUAUAUAUAUCUAUUUCAGUGUAAAAAGAAAAGUGUGUGAGAUAUCGCGGGGGGUGUGUAUUUUUCUAUCACUGUGGGCUAGUGAUUUGUGUUUUUUUUUUGCGAGACGCGCGCGUGAUGUUUUUUGAUAAUUUCGUAUAUCAGAAAUCUGUUAUAUUUAUUCUUCUAGAAAAAAAGCUUUUGGGGCCAGUUGAAAUGACAUCAGGGCUGGUAAAUGAUGCCUUCAGCUUGCCGAAAGGCAAGCUGUAAAAAUGAUUUUCUUUGCACCCUGCAUUUUAUCAAAAUUCUUAGGGCAUCAAGACUUUGUUAGUACCAGGAGAUACAAAAUUUCCCUUAGAGUGUUGAAAAAUGUUAGAGAGUGCAGUGAAUGGUUGGAAUAUCUUUGAACCGCUCUGAGAGAAAUUUUUUACCAACCAUCAGCCAUGUAAUGUUCUAUUUUCAAUAUAAACACCAAAGAAGAAAAACCCAAACCAUUUCACUUUAUAUUUUCUUUUUUGCUGGGAAAGAUGCAAUUUAUCGUGUAGCCUUAGCCCUGGGGGAUGGGUACUGCCAUAUAUGGGCUAUUUAGGUAUGUGACGCUGUGAAGGGUAUGGUUUUCAAGCAGUUUACUCUGGGAUAGGGUAUAUAAGGGAAACCGGGAAUUGCCACUCAAGAAUAUAAAAAAAUCAAAUUGGUUUUGUUUUGGUUGGGCUGUGCUAGUGACCUCAGUUGUUUCUGGACAACAGCUACUCUAGGAUAUGGGGGGAUUUGGGGAGUUUAGUCUAGUAUAGGGUAGUAAAAUUCACUUGAACCAGCUCUGGUAUAGGCUAAGGGUUCCAGGGUCUCAGCGGCUCAUCCCCACCCAAAAAGUCCUGAAGUACCCCUACCCUCCCCGGGCCAUAGCAACAGUGAUCUUUUCACAUCUGAAAAUACAUGUAACAUGUUAUUUUAAUGUGAAGAUAUUUUGUUUUCAUGUGAGAGCUCAUCUGGUAUUUUAUUAGUUAUUUUUAUAAUGAAUGGAACUUUCUAUUUUAGGGUGUCAUGAGUCCUGAAUUUUUAACUUUGUUGUAGGUCGCUAUGAACAUCCUGAAUAGUGGUAGGUUUGGUGUUGGAGCGGGAGCUGGAGGAGGCUUGAGAAAAUUAAUAGGUAUAAAAAAUCGAAAUAAAGAACAAAAGCAUUGAUCAGUUUAUAUAUCACUUUAGUAAUGCCUUCCUUCUAUUUUAGACAUUGUAUAAUUAAAAUAUGUAGACCCGAGCAGCCUCUCCUGUGGUUGAAAAUCUGUACAUGGGUGCAAAUAAGCGGCUGUGAGCUGCAUCGCUUGUUAACUGCCCUCCACGUGACUCAAUGUCCAAUGGCGAUUGCUGCUUGCGUACUCAUGAUCACAUAUACAUGUAUACAAUGUGCUCACUCAAAUUUUCAAGCAAAGGAGAGACUGCUCAAAUUCUAAAAAUUGAGUUAAAGCUAAAAUUCUAAGCUGUAGAUUGAGACAGAUAUACAUCACAUAAUGAUAAUUUAAAUGUUGAUAGUAUCUGAAACUUCCUACUAGAUCUGGACCUGACAUUUUUUUCCAAUAAUCCUUUUAUGGUUUUUAAUCAGCAAAUAAGCCAUGUUCUGAAUUCCAACAACUCUCACUUUCUCUAAGGCCAAGUACAAAUCUUUCUUGUGAAAGUUUUAUUUGCAUGAGACUAAGAAAUGAUUUACAUAUCAGAGCAUGACUUUGCAUUAUGCCUACUAAUUAUUAUAUUAUCAGCAACAGUAAACAUUUGGUUAUUUCCUUUAUUUGUAUUUUUCCACAAAAUUCUUAUGGGUUCGGAUUUAGCCAAAAAGACAUUUAACAAUUAUGAUUGAAAUGAGCUGUAAAUACAAACACAGUUUCUUAAUGUCUCAUGGUGAUUCAAUCAGUCUACAUUGUCUUAUCUUGUUUCCUCAGCAAAUGCUUCAGAACAUGCCACCACAAGGAAACAGUUUAACAGACAUCUGUCAGAAUUUGGUCAGAUCCAGGUACAAUGUUGCAUAUGAUAAGGAAAGUAAGGGGAAAAAUAAUUUUGCCACCUCUUAAAAUGAAAGCUUCAUUAUACUGUUGGGACAGUUUGUUUGAUUCUAAGACUCUAGGAAAGGUUGGGGUCUGCGUUAUUCUCUGUUUUGUUUUUUUUUAAUUCCCACAAAAAUUAACAUUUCCAAAUUCCAGUUUGACAGUUACAGCCACAGGUAUGAGUCUGUGGUCUCCACAGACUCAUAAUUAUCUGUGGCUUUAAACUGUAGUCUUGGAUGAAUUUUAAGAAAUCCAAGAAGGAAUAUUAAAUUUUAUAAUCGCACCAGCUGCUUCAAGAGUUAAACAUAAGAUUUUUUCAACACUUUUGUCAUAAAAAUUUUUAAAAAGUGUUAAUUAAAUCUUAAUUUUAAUUCUUAGGAGAAGUUUGCAAACAUGACACUGAAGCAGUACACAGUAGAAUCCAUGUCUUAUCUUACGACUGGAAUUCUGGAUAGUGGAGAGGAAGAUGCAUCAGUAGAGGCCGCCAUGUGUAAGGUUAGUUAUUGUGGAUCCUUAUACAUUUCUGUUAAACUGCCCACAUACCCCUCCCCUAAGCCAACGUUUUGCCUUAAGUGAGAAGUAAGUGUUAAUGUUGGCUUAGGGGAGGGGUAGGUGGGCAGUUUCCCAGAAAUGUAUAACGAUCCGUUAUUGAUUGCAUUUGGAAACUGUGGCACUUUAUUAUUUUGUCAAUGUCUUUCUUGACUAUAAAAGAUCUACAAACUCCAAGAAAUGUGAUAUUAUGUUUUUCAAAGCUUAAAAUUGAUUUUGAUAUAAUUGUUGGUACCAUUAUGAUGGCAGAUUUCAGUGAUGGUAGACUUGCAUGUACCAUAGAAUGGGAAAUAUGUUAUUAAUCUAUAUUUAUAAGAAAAUUUAUACAGCAUCAUUUUGUCACGAUUGAUAGAGUUUAUAUUGAAAAGCACCAACUGGCUGCAUGUAAAAUCUCAGCAGAUCUUGCUGAGGUCUCCUGCUCAUGUAUACAGGACAAUUAUUGUACCCCCAAAAAAUUAAUAUUUGAAUAAUUUUACAAUGAUUAUUAAAUGAAUAGAGGUUAUGAAGAUGCAAGUGGAAAAAACGGCGUUUUUGGGUGUUUUUCUUUUUUUUUGCUCAGAAAUUGCUAAGUUUUAGCAUACGGGCCUUUUUUUCGUGUGUCAAUCAAAAAGAUUUAUUGAGUUUUUGGACCUCCACCAUGGCCAACUCCAUGCACACAUGUAAUAUCCACUGUGAGAUCAAGUGCUGCAUGAGAACACAAAGAAUAGCUGGGUAUAUAGCAGAUUACACAUUCAUACUUGAGUCAAGUUGUUGUAAGAUAUUCUAGCCUCACCAGUUCUGUUUCUUUACAGGUUUAUGGAUCAGAAGGUCUGUGGAGUGGAGUUAAUGAUGCCCUGCAGAUAUUAGGAGGUACAGUGUACAUUAUGGGGGUGGUGUAAGGCGUGAACAUUGCAUUCUCUCUCCCUCUCUUCCUUAUUUUUUUUGCUCUCUGAUGUCACGCAGCACUCGGCCACUACCAUAAAUGAUCGAUUAAGCACUGUGGUGCUUAUUUCGUUUUCCCUGUUAAAGGUGCAGCAUUUAUCCAAGAGCAGUGCUUAUUUCAACUACGGGUAAAACACUGAGGGGAAUAUAGAGCGAAUUAAGUGAGGCGUAUGUGUACUUAAGGUAUGCACAAUAUUUUUUAAUAUUUUAAAAUAUUAUGUACACCUCAAGCAGUCAUAUGAACCUGGUUUCGAGAGCUCCCGUACAUUAGAACUCACUAGUUUAGUUGAUGGUUCUAAUUUCGCGAACAAUAUGGUUUUGAUAUGUCUCUAUAUCAAGCGCCAAAACAAAGGUGGGGCAUUUACUUGUAAAUGCCCAGAGCCACGGUGCUUAUUCGAGAGUGGUGCUUGUUAAUUUAUUUUCGGUAAAGAUGCGGUGCUUAUGCAAGAGAUGCGCUUAUUCAAGUAGUGGCCCUUAAUCGAUCAUUUAUGGUAUCCAAAUUCCUGGACAAAGCUAGAAAGUGCAGUUGGCUAAAGUCAAAAUUCAAGAAGAUAAAACUGUGAGUGGUAUGCAAAAAGUGUACAUGGUAAAAUAAUACUUUGGAUUCUAAUUCUUUUGAGGAAUAACCCAUGUGUUUGUUGUUACAGGACUAGGGUACAUGAGGGAAUAUCCGUAUGAGAGAGUUCUUAGAGAUUCACGAAUCUUGCUAAUUUUUGAGGUGAGUUAUGAAUGAAAAAUAUUAAAGGUUUAAAUGAAAAAUAAAAAUGAAAAGCGAUUUUGUAGUAAAUGGGAAGCAAUCAGGAGUACACGUGUUUUCAUUAUGCCUUACUGGCUUAAGUUAAUAUCAUCCAUUCAAAUUUGAUUUACAGGGCACCAACGAAAUCUUAAGAAUGUACAUAGCUCUGACUGGAAUGCAGCAUGCUGGGAAGCAGUAUCAGGAAAUGUUAAAGUAUGUAUAGAGCGAUUUUCGUAUGACCUUGAAAAAUGGUUUCGGUAAGUGUUCGUUAUUUGUUUUAUUAGCCAAUCGAUGAAAAGAUCAAAACAUGGACUCUUCGUUUUCCCGCCAAAGAGAACCCUAAUACGGAGAAGGCAUUGUUCGAUUAGCCAAUCGUGUCGCAGUAUGACGUCAAAGCGAUUUCUAGAAAGUUCUUCGGGCAUGAAGUUUUUUCAGCCGAGCUUUCGCUUAACCGACCAAAAGCGACGCGCGUUUGUAUCCGUUCGACAAACCAAUCAAAUCGCUCUAUUUCCCUUCGUUUGUUGUUUCUGUUUUGUUCGCACGAUUUCAUUUCAAGGUCAUACGAAAAUCGCUCUAUCGCCUUCGUAACUCAAAAGAGUUCUAAACAAUGAAUAUAUAGGCCAAAUCCCAGUUGCCUAGCCUGCGUGCAAGCUGUCUGGGGCGUUCCGCCGGUGGGGUGGGAGAAGGAAGGACAGCUUGUAACUACGUUUCUUGAUAAUGAAUAUCUGCAUCGAAAAAGUCAAUGUAAAAUGCUGAUUGACGGAGAUGACGUUAGUAAUGAUCUUCAUGUGUUUUUCUAUGUUUGUUUAAUUCUCGCUCGUUUCCCCUUUGCGCUGAUUGGCAGAAAUCUGACAGUUAAAUCGAUGGGUAGCCACUGAGGAAUUGGAGGUAGAAUUCAAAUUCCAGAGACGUAGUUGCAAGCUCUCUUUCCUUUUCCCGCCCCGCCGCCAGAGCGCCCCGGAGAGCUUGCUAGCAGGCUAGAGUUGCCACAAGCCUCAGUUUUAAAGCGAGGCUAAGUGCAAAGCCAUUUGUACGGAAAUGAGUUUUUAUUCUGAUGCAAAUACAACUCAUUUUCACUGGAAAAGUUUUGCCCUUAGCCUCGUUUUGAAAAUGAGAGUUUUUCGAAGUCAGAAAUGGCGUGUUUUAAUCCAUUUGAUAGCCUGGUGGAUAGCUGGCAGGAUUGGUAUGACUGGACGUGCUCUGUUUCAUGCAGUCACUGUCCUACAACACAGUAUUAAAGUAUUUUACCAAAAUGGAAAUAAAGAGAGACACUGCCUUUGUGAAGUAAGAGGAAAACUAAUGCUAAGUUUCUGUGUCUAAAGAUAAUGUGUAUUCAUAAUUUAGUGAAAAUACAUUCAUUCCGGAUAGUUAAAACUUCAGUAUACUUGGCCACUUCAUUUAUAUCUAAUGGAAUAAUUAGAGCUCCAUUGUGUUAAAGUGAUGUUAAAGUAGACGAUUCACAACGACGAUUUUUAGUGCAACCCAAUGUUGUAACAUUAUUGUGACAUUACUUCAAUGGUUGCAACAUUGUUGCAUUAUUGCAACGCUGUGUUGGGCUAAAAAUGGCCGUUGCGAAUCGUCCGUGUAACAUCACCUUUACGGCUUUAUGCCUAGCUAGUUCACAAGUCACAUGUAAAUCAACAUUUAACGUUUUUCAUUAUGUGUAUGUCCCCAAAACUGACUGCCAAGUCUUUAAGAGUCUCUACCAAUGCUUGUAGGCUAAUGUCAUCAAUAUUAUUUCUUUUCAUAGAUUUUUGAAAAAUCCUUUUUCAAACUCAGAAUUUAUCGUGGACUUCGCUUCAAAAAGGCUUCUAUACUUGCUGGGGUUAAAAGGAAACUUGCAGGGAAUUGCCAGCGUUGCUCAUCCUCUUUUGGCGGUUAGUCCUUUCCUUUCGCUUUUAAUCUCGUCUUAUUUUCUUUUUCGAGUAACUUCCAUUUCGAUGAACCCUGUUUGAACAUAUCUCCUGUCAGUGUCAUGUGAUCGAAACUCGGCACUCUGAUUGGCUUAAAAAACGUACGUGUUUGGUUUAUUAUCAUCACGUGGUUGAAAACUGGCGCUCUGAUUGGCUGUUUUGCUUACUGGAUUGUGGACCGCUAAAAAGCUGCCACUAAGCAUAGCUUUUUAAAAGACAAAGGAGAUGACAUGACAGAGUUGCCAUAAUAGUUUUGAGUUUGGUUUCAACCCGUACAAACUUCUGUUAGAGUGGUUUUCGUUUGAGUGUCGUAAAACCAAAACCAAAGUAAUUACUCUGGCCAAUCACAUAGGACACAGACAAUACAUUGAACCAAUCAAAACUCGAAGUAAUUACAUGUGGCUGACGCAAUGUCACAAUUGGCUUUGGUUUUACUUCUGAUUGGAUGAAAAGGUGGCGCGAAUCUUUUAAGCCAAUCGCAUCGUGUAGAAAGUGCAAAACCAAUUACUUUUCGACACUCAAAUGAAAACCGCUCUAAGUUAAGGAACUUAGAUCAAUUGCUAAUGAACUGUCGGCCAUCCUCAUUGUCGUGUAUUUCAGUAUUAAACAACCACUUUUGUCCCUUUACGGAAAAACAAGUUUUUACGGUACAUAUGAUAUAACCUUUAUUAAGUGACUGUGUUACCUGGAGAUCAAUCUAACACCCAUUCAUUUGUGUAACAUUUAUGGCAGGAUAGCGCAAAAAAGCUGGAAGAAAAUGUUGCUGAUUUUGGCAGAAUAUCAGAAACUUUGCUCACCAAAUACGGAAAGGUGCUACACCCUGUAAUUUAUCUACAUUACAAAAUAUGUUUUUAUCUUAACUAUUUUUUGGUAUUAACGGACUUUUUUAGAACGCUUUUUAAAAAGUCAAACUGUUGUAGAGCUGAUCUCCACAGCCGAAAAAAUCUAGAAAGAGCUCCAAAAGAGAUGUAUUUUUUUAUAGUUUGCUGAUAUAAUUCACCACUGAAUACAACAAGUGUUCUAACAGCAGCAUUAAGUCAGGUUUUUUUCGUGUUCAAGUUACUCUUAUAUGCUAAGCCUGACCAAUGGUUGUUUAAGUGAAAUCGUAGGCUACAAAAUUUUCAGGCUUCCCUUUGCAAAUGUGUAGACUACGAGCAGUCUCUCUUUUUUCUUGGUCCAUCGAGCAAUACGCGUGAGACACGCAAAUGACCAUAUGCGUGAUUGAAGGAGCCAGCCGCCCUCGUUUUUCGUGUCUCGCGUGCGCGUGCACUGCUCCUACUAAAUUUGAAGAUAAAGAGAGACUGCUCGCAGUCUUUAAAUGUGUAGCAAAUUUGAAUGCUAAGUUUACAGUAGUGAGAGUGCCGGCAUAACUUAUCUAAGAGAAGCCUCUAACAUUCCUUUCUUUGGUGUUCCUCGUUUUUAGAACAUUAUCGAGGAGCAGCUUCUGUUGAAGCGAAUGGCUGAUGCCUGCAUCAACUUGUUUGCCAUGACGGCUGUGAUUUCCAGAGCAACGCGAUCCAUAAACCAGGGUCUAUCAAGUGCCAGUCAUGAGGUGAUAAUGGGUAGUGUAUUUGAUCCAUUCACCCCGUAACCGCCCGUAACCGCCUGUAACCGCCCGUGCGGAUACAGGUCCCUUCUCCCGCUUGUGACGUCAUCAGUUUUAACGUUCAAGGACAACUUUGUCCGCUAACUUGUGCAGGGUGAAGAGAUCUUUCAAACCAUACCAGAAUGAGCACGAUAAAGUCAAGGAGACCGGAGAAAAAGACAAAAAACCAUGUAAAGUUGACCCGAAAAUGUCCUUAAAAAUCUUGUUUCACUACCCACCUACCUUUCCGUUCAUUUAAUCCUAAGAUCCUAAAAGGUUUCCCAAAGACUUUUCCAACCAAAACGAAGCCUACUAAUUAAAAAGAAAAAAAAUGAGGCAAGAAAAGCGAAAGAAAAGGAGAAGAGAGAAGGCGAAAAGAAAAAGUCAAGACUACUGUGUCACUUUUAAACUCCAAAAGUUUGCUUUCUGCGCAUGCGCAUUGCCCGAACUUCGCAAGCUGAUAUUUUGCAUUUGGAUCAGGACACCGCGAAAUGUACGACCUGCAAACAGCUUUGUGGUAAUUUUUAGCUCUUUAUAGCCAGACAAGACUAGAAAACCGCUCGACUAGCUUCAAAACUCAUUUUUCGGCAAAAUUCCCAUUUUCUUUCUGCGCAUGCGCAUUACCCGAACUUCGCAAACUGAUAUUUUGCAUUUGGAUCAGGCACCGCGAAAUGUACGACCUGCAAACGGCUUUGUGGCAAUUUUUAGCUCUUUAUAGCCAGACAAGACUAGAAAACCGCUCAACUAGCUUCAAAACGCAUUUUUCGGCAAAAUUCCCAGGGGCGAAUGGGUUAAACAUAUGGCCGUUGUAGAGAGUUGACCGUUAGUGGAGGUGCGACUGUAUACCCGGGAAAGGGUAGGAAUUACCGUAAAAUUCCGAAAAUAAGCCCUUCCAUGCAUAAGCCCCUCCAAAUAUAAGCCCCCCAAACCGGUAACGCAAAAAACCCUCCGUUAAAUCGCCCCUCCAAAUAUAAGCCCCUCGGGGGCUUGUACUUGGAAAAUUGCCCUCAAAUACAAAGGAAAACAAAGCAAAAACGGUAAAUUUAUUUCAAAUAUAAAGCUAGCCCAAUCGAUUUUGAAAUGCAAAUUUCCCUUCGUAGAUAAGCCCCUCCGAAUAUAAGCCCCACCAAAAAUAAGCCCCUCAAAAAGGGCCUUUGAAAAAUAUAAGCCCCGGGGCUUAUUUGCGGAAUUUUACGGUAUUUUGGGGGGCCUUUGCUAAAUGGAUUUCCCAGCGGAUUUUUAAUUUAUAUGGUUAUUCUUUUCCUUCAAAAGGUUCUCCUUACAAAUACAAUAUGCACUAAUAAGUAUAACAUGAACAAUGCUCUCUUCAAAGAAGUUAAAUCAGGUUAG